This is a messenger RNA of Psylliodes chrysocephalus, 1139 nucleotides long. The record is from the annotation of a GenBank genome assembly. Lineage: Eukaryota; Metazoa; Arthropoda; Insecta; Coleoptera; Chrysomelidae.
GAGAUAAAGGAAAAUUUGUUAAGCAGAACGUCCUCAACAAACGCAAAAAAUCAAUUUUGGCUAUGAAUAAUGCAAAAAAAUUGAGAAAGGAAACCCCAAGCUUGAAAAAUAACCUGUGCAGUGGUCGCAUCGUGGAAUUACUAGAGUUGAGAAAACAUUUAAAAUGUUGCUGGUGUGAAAGAGUUCUUUCUCUUGAAAAUAUUACAAAUAAAACACGAAAGGGCCUUUAUUCAAUUUUAAAUGUUAAAUGUAAUGAAUGUAAUAUUGAAACUAUAGUACUUACGGACAAAGUUUAUGCAACAAAAAGUGAAGUUAAGCAUUCAGAUGUCAACACUAAAGCAGUUCUAGUAAAUAAAUGUUUUGAAAACGCAAUAAUAAGCGAAACUAUGGGCAAGAUUAAAAAAAUUCAGACUAUUUUUGCACAUAGUUGGAAAGCUAAACUGUCUGGAGAAAAUUAUGUAACGGGAUCAACAAUUUUGCCCAUUUCUUUGGAAUUGGGUAAAACAUUAAUAGAUGAAUACAAUGAAACUGAAAUUGAUGACGAAAUUGUAGUACUAAAGAGGGAAAUGUCUGUAUCAAUUUUAAACAUACUAAAAAGUAGAUAUGAAAGUGAUAAAAACACUCAUGAACUUUUGCAGACUGCCACCUUUAUGGACCCUCGUUUUAAAGGAUCAUUUUUUAGUGAUGCAGAAAACAAUGUUAUUAAAGAUAUAAUAUUACAACUUAGUAGCGAAUUAGAAAUAAUUCCUGCUCCUGAGAAUAGACCUGCGUCAUCAAGGAAAAAGAGCGGACUUUCAUCCAUUUUUAAAUCUAUAAAAAAUGUUGAAAGUAGUAAUGCUGUAAGUUUAUUCGUAAAAAUUAAAAAGGAAAUCGAACAAUACAUAAAUAGGCCAGCGAUUGACGUUGAAGAAGAUUCAUUGGUAUGGUGGAAGUAUAACGCUCAUGUAUUUCCUUUUCUUACCCAAUGUGCAAAAAAGUUUCUUUCUAUACAAGCUUCCAGUGUUCCAUCUGAACGAGUAUUUAGCAAAGGGGGCCAAAUAGUAAGUGACCUCAGAGCGUCAUUAAGUGGGGAUCAUAUUGAACAACUUGUUUUUUUGACUAUGAACAUACGAUUUGUUAACAUCGAUAAAAAUACAUAA